Messenger RNA from Volvox carteri f. nagariensis, 987 nucleotides. RefSeq lists its product as uncharacterized. NCBI's taxonomy places the organism in Eukaryota, Viridiplantae, Chlorophyta, Chlorophyceae, Chlamydomonadales, Volvocaceae. The transcript is spliced from 7 exons. The record is from RefSeq and is a predicted model, not a curated record. Bases 1 to 987 code for a protein of 328 amino acids.
AUGGCUGCGGAUACCGAAACAGCCAACACGUCAUCCAUGCUAAUCGAUUUACAACCAACCUGCGUUCGUGUUGGGAAUGCAGAGCCAUCCUGCAGCACCGCCUAUGGAGAAGCCCUACAGCAGCACCGGCUGCUGCCGGGCGAUGUGGAGCUGGCAGUUCUUGCCCAUGCUCUCAACAUUGCGCUUACAGUGUUUGACCCGGAUGGGCUGCAGAUCUGCUAUUGGGGCACCAGCACAGCGCCAACGGAAGUGUGCCUCAUCUGGCAGACAGGCCUCGCUGGCACCCCUGUGUCUUACUGCCUGCUGGAUAUGGUGCCAGAUGCUGAGCAACACAUUCCUGGGUACUUUGGAGCAUCCUGGCGCAGUGGCGCCGGCCACAGCCUCGGCAUCUCUGUGCAGCUUGCGGCUUGGAGUGCUGUCACAAGCGUGCUGCUGGCCAGUGCACUUGUGGUGUGCGCCGUGUGCAGUGUCACCAGCACCGAUCUGCACGAUGACCUCAAUGGCAAUGAGCGAGCAGAGUAUCUGGCCUUCCAUCCACCAGACUAUACCAAGGCCAUCGUGUCCUUGGACGCCAUCGACCAACUGCGGAUAGGCCUAGAGGUGCUGGGAUGGAGCAUGCAGCACAACCCGCUCGUCAGGGAGUUCCUCACCGUUGCUGAACAAGUCCCGCCCAAUCACCCGUUGCCAUACCUUUCUCCAGCUGAUGUGCAAUCGUUUGUUGCCAACGGGACCCCACUGGACUAUCAGUUUGGCCUGUCUGCGGAGAUGGCCAUGUUCCCCUAUCUGUUUCCCUUUGGUGUUGGCGCAUUUAUGGGCGGCACGACCUUGGUCAAGUACUUAGCAUACCGCACCAAGUGCCUUUUCAGUGUGUGGAAAGCCGUACUUGCUGCUCAUGUAUGUGCUUCACCAGAGUGCCCAGCUGCAAGAGCAAAAUACAGAGGCCGUGCUGGAGAGUGUGCUCCUCGACUACAAGUCCCAGCACCCUAA